Messenger RNA from Asterias rubens (European starfish), 6274 nucleotides. RefSeq names its product phosphatidylinositol 4-phosphate 3-kinase C2 domain-containing subunit beta-like. Gene Ontology annotation, biological process: phosphatidylinositol-mediated signaling; phosphatidylinositol 3-kinase/protein kinase B signal transduction; cell migration. The transcript is spliced from 31 exons. Gene Ontology annotation, molecular function: 1-phosphatidylinositol-3-kinase activity; phosphatidylinositol binding; 1-phosphatidylinositol-4-phosphate 3-kinase activity. The record is from RefSeq and is a predicted model, not a curated record. The coding region runs from base 176 to 5923 and encodes 1915 amino acids. NCBI's taxonomy places the organism in Eukaryota, Metazoa, Echinodermata, Asteroidea, Forcipulatida, Asteriidae. Gene Ontology annotation, cellular component: cytoplasm; plasma membrane; phosphatidylinositol 3-kinase complex.
AGAACUUCACCAAACUACUUUGGGGUGAGAGAUUAUAUUACAGGGGAGAGGCCUCGAUGCACUGGACGCUAUUGAUUGCAGAUAGUUGCGAUGAUUGUCAGUAGAUCUACACAUGUUUCUCUCAAAAGGACAAGUGUACCAGUAGAAAUUGCUUCGAAAAUGAGAUAGCGUUAGUAUGGCACACACAACUCAACCAGUCGGGCAGCAGGACCAGAGGUCACAAAGAACAAUGAAUGCCUCUGACAUGCUAGAAAAACAAUACGAAGAUGACCUUCAGAAGGCUAUAGCUCUAAGUGUUGAGACAGAGAAGCUAGAUGAGUUGCAAAGAGCAAAGAGGAUGCAGGGGCUGAAACGAGGAAGUAGCAGCAGAAGUGGGAUCGAUAGUAGCAGGAGCGGGAUCAGUGAUGGAGGAGGCAACAGUAGAAGCUCAGCUAGAACGAAUGAAUCAGACUGCGGCUUAAGUCGGAUCAGGAAACAGCAUGGACUUGACGUUGUAUCAACAGCAUCAUCAGGAUUCAAGUACGAAGAUAUAUCCACUAGAACAGAUGAAUCAGAUUGCGGCUUAAGUCGAAUCAGGAAACAGCAUGGACUUGACGGUGGUGUAUCAGCAUCACCAGGAAACAAGUCUGGAGACAUAUCCAAUGUUAACAUGUCUGAGAAUGCAGACUUGAUGCUCUUCUCUUUCGACCAUGUAAUGAAGAAUUUUGACACAAAAGUCGACGUGCCUAAGUCACAGACACUAAGCACUAGGAGUACUGGACAUUCAACAACUUUUGGGGGCUCACUAUCGAUGCAAUCUCCUCAUACCAUAGCACACCACCAGACAAGUGCACAGUUUGGGACUCGAUCAAGUAUGAGAGGGCAAAGCUUCCAAUGUCAGUCUUCGUUCCCAAACUCCAGUUCAUCGUUUAAGGUGCCCCGUCCAACCUCAACACACAUGGGAAGCACAAAGUGGAAUGAUCCCUUUCUAAACCAGAAACUAGCUGGCUCUGGAUCAUUACAAACUACGACCUCUAAGACACCACCUUCUGUCUCAAGUUUCCAAACCACUGAUAGAAGGACGUGUGAUUUCAACAUUUUACCGUGUGCAGUGCCUUCUCCCAAGUCCCCUAAAUGGCAAGUCCAGUCGGGUUACCGCGAUGACACCUUGAUUGGUGCUGCAUCAAGCUGCUCUCAUCACUCUCAGAGUACAGGCUCAAAAAGGCUCUCCGGCCCUCUGAUGACAAAAGAGCUUUCUCUCGAUUCGUUUUCCGAUUUAGCAAAUUUCGGAGGACACGCUCAGAUUCCUAGAUCGAUAAGUCCAACACCAUCCACCAGUAUGCUCAAAUCAAGGCUCUCCAAUGUCAACUUAUCCGAAACCAAUUCCAUCAGACGGAUUAGCAGCAAUCCGAACUUCACAAGUUCCACCAACUCGGCUCAACAACAAACUGCAAGUCAGACUCAGAUAAAAACCCAAACUCAAAGACAGGCGACUGAGAGUAGCAACAUGGGGUUCAGUUCCUCCUUCAGCGUCAGCACGAGCUCGCAUUCCACUUCCACUCAACAAAAUCCGUCAGCACCAGGAAAGACACCGAGCCUCGUGGACGAAAUCUGGAUGCAAACAUUCGGAACGGAUUCGUCCGAAUCCACUAAAAAGUCUGGAAGUGAUCUGAUGAUGUUUAGUCCCAAGACUGGACAGAAAUCCCCGGACGUCUUUGAUUUCAGUGAGUUUGAUCCUCUCAGGGUCGUUCCUCCAGAGCUCCCGCCGAAACGUAAGCACGAAGAGAACAGGGAGAGCGCUGUCGCCACGGAAACAUCCAAAGAUGCUGAGGACGGGGUUUCAGAAGAUUCCAAGGCAAAGUCCGAGGCAUCAAAGGAGGACGGACAGGUUGACACGGAAGCAAAGCCAGCGACCUCACAAGCUCUCAGUUCCGAGACCAAGCCAGACGUGACGAGGAGACCUAAGAGCGUUCACUCAGCAGGACGUCCCUUAUCUGGUGCUGACAUCGCUAAACCUGAGCCUUGGAUACCAGGAUCAACGUACACACUAUCUGCUGGAAAGAAAGCAGAGGCUGCCAGAGUAUUCUUUGGGGAUGGACUUUUUGAUCUGGCUGCUGAGAAAGAUGAAGAAGCAACUGCUUUUGCUAUGACCGUGGCAAGGAUUCGAGAUGCUUACAAAUAUGAUGAUGAGGAAACCAACCCUGGAUGUAUCCGUAGUCCUGUAUUCAUCAACAGUUGCCAUGCCAACUUGGACACCAGUGUCAAGGUGGUGCUCCUUCAGUCUGGUACCAAGACACCAAUAGUCUUCACAUGCGAUGUCAAUAUCUGUGUUCAGCAUGUCAUCAGCCAAGCUCUAUGCUAUGUGGAUGCCUCUGAUAUCUCAAGUAAAAAGUUUGUACUGAAAGUGCCAGGCCUGUCAGAGUACCUCCAGAAUAACGUUCAGCUGAGUAGCUAUGAGUAUGUCCAGGAGUGUCUGAAACUCGAUAAAGACGUGACGCUAGUUCUCCUUCACAGAGCUGAGAUGAACACCAGCCUGAAAAGAAUGGCUGAGGAUGAUGACAGUGAUAUCUCACAGAUCAACUUCUCGAGUCUCUUUGAGAGACCAGUAACAACGGCUGUCUCUAAGAAGGGGCUGGAUGUCUUAUUGCACGCUUUCACAGUUGAAGGUGAUAAACUUAAAGCAGCAGUUAAGUCUGGUGCCCAGCCCAAGACAGGACCAUUAAUACAGACGGUCAAAGCGAUCUGCUUCACCCUGGCCUCGAUUGAACCGAACGAGAUCACAACGGCGAUCAGGGAAUUUCAAACCGCUUCAACCGACCACGAGGCAGUCUUUGAAAAGCUGACCACUGCGGUGUUACGCUUGGUCGACUUGUACUGCGCUUCGUUUGACACGGACUUCCGGACUGGUACCGAUGACACGGGGGACCCGCCUCAGGAUAUUACAGUGAAGGGACAUAACCUCAGAGUUUGCGUGGCAUCUGCGCAUCGGUUGCCAAAUAAUAUCAAAAAUGCCCAUGAGUUUUACUCUGUCUCAGCUCAGUUGUACUACGGUGGUAAUUCUCUACACUUCUCUGUCGAUACUUGGCCAUCUCGCAUCAACAGUGGCUUCUUUGAUAAACUUGCAUGGAACCAGGAGCUGGAACUUCCAGUACCAGUUAGUCAACUUCCUCGAGAGGCAAGGCUGAUUUUAACUCUGUAUGGACACGAUUCAUCCAGCACAGAGACUCGUAAUGCAGACAAGACCACUCUGGGAUGGGUGGCCAUUCCAUUGUUCAACUUCAGAGGGGAGUUUCAGAGAGGUAGUCAUUUGCUUGGACUUUGGGCCGAUUCUUCUGUUAAUCCCAUCGGGACUUGCUCAUCGAACCUUCUUAGUCAGACGAGUAUCAUCCUUCAGGUUAACUUUGAAGAUACCAGAGUACGCUCUGUAUUCCCCGAGAUCCAUCCACUUGAAGACAAAGUGUUUAUAUUUGACAACUUGGAGCCAUUCAAUCGCUGUAGAGUCCAGGAAAUACUGGAGACCGAUGUUCUUUCAUCUUUGAGUUCGGAUGAUGCGAUGUUCCUGUGGAGUAAACGCCACUACCUCCACGACUUCCCGUCAGCACUUCCACGGAUCUUAGAAGUGGCUCCUACCUGGGACUGGGCCUGCUUGGCCGAUAUCUACUCAUUACUCAGACACUGGAAGCCACCUAAACCAGUCCAGACUCUCCAAUUACUCCACCCAAGGUUUGCAGAUAGAGAAGUUAGAUGUACGGCCGUCAAGUGGAUGCAGAGUAUCUCAGAUGAUGAACUGUGCGACUACUUGCCACAACUUGUACAGGCCUUGAAAUAUGAAAGCUACCACGAUUCAGCGCUGGCAAGGUUCCUAAUAGAUCGGUCUACUCAGAGCAUAAGAGUAGCACAUUACCUGUACUGGUAUCUUAAAGACAGUCUUCGUGAGCAGCAGUACAAGCAACGUAUUGAGAUGAUUCUGGGAGCUCUUCUAAGCAUCUGCUCUAAGGGGCUGAGACAUCAGUUCCGUCUCCAGGAGGCGUUGAUCGAGAACUUGAACAACAUUGCUGAGCAGGUCAAAGCUGCAAAGGAUACCAAUAGAAUGUCUUUGCUUCAUGCCAGCUUAGAGACUGUGGUAGCAGCGUUGGAAAGCAAUGUACUCAUGCCAACCAACCCGUCACUGGAGAUAAGAGGCUUAAACCUUCCGAAUUGUGGCUACUACAAUUCAUUCACUGUACCUCUCAAGUUAGUUCUUUACAAUGCAGAUCCGUUAGCCGAGGAGGUGACCAUUAUGUACAAGGCUGGAGAUGAUUUACGUCAGGAUAUGCUAACCAUGCAGAUGAUUCGAAUCAUGGAUAAGUUAUGGCUGUCUGAAGGACUAGACCUCAGGAUGAUCACGUUUAGGUGUAUCGGUACUGGACACAAUAGAGGCCUGGUGGAACUGGUCGGUGAGUCGCAAACGAUGCGUAAGAUUCAGGUUGAACACGGUCUGACAGGUUCAUUCAAGGAUAAACCAUUGUCAGUUUGGCUCCAGAAACAUAACCCCACGGAGUUGGACUAUCGAAAGGCUGUUGAGAACUUCACGUACUCCUGCGCUGGGUACUGUGUGGCUACCUACGUCCUCGGAAUCGGUGACAGGCACAAUGACAACAUCAUGGUGGCAAGGACGGGUCACAUGUUCCACAUCGACUUCGGGAAGUUCCUUGGGAACGCGCAGAUGUUUGGAAAUAUUAAAAGGGAUCGAACCCCCUUCGUCUUGACUCCUGAGAUGGCCUACGUGAUCAACGGUGGAGAGAAACAAAGCAGUCGCUUUCAAAUGUUUGUGGAUCUUUGCUCGGAGGCGUUCAAUCUUGUCAGGAACCACGCUGAUACCUUCUUCAAUCUUUUUGGCUUGAUGCUUAAUGCAGGGAUUGGCCAGCUGUCUAAACCAGAGGACCUUAGCCAUGUCCAGAAUGCACUCAGACCACAAGCCAGUAAUACAGAAGCUACUACAUGGAUAACCAGGUUAAUUGAGGCAAGCCUUGGAUCCAAAGCAACCCAGAUCAAUUUCUUCAUCCAUAAUUUGGCUCAUCAUAGUUUCUCUGCUGCCAACAGCCAAGAACUUUCCUUUGCUCCCAAGAGAUACACGAUGGCGACCGAUGGGAAGAUUGCCAGUGCCUCCUUAUAUGGCAUACAGAAGAGAUAUGAAAACGAGAAAUACUACGUAUACAUUGUGAGUAUUCUCCGUGAGAACUCCACCGUCCCGUCCUUCAUCUUCCGACGGUACAGCGAGUUCAGUGAGCUCAACCAGAAACUAGCCAUCCUCUUCCCAAAGGCGAGGAUGCUUAACCUGAGGUCCGGACCCCUGGUAGGGCGGACCCACGUCAAGCAGGUCGCUGAGAAGAGGAAGAACGAGCUGGACGUGUUCUUGAGGCAGCUGUUAGCAAUGCCGGCGGAGAUAUCUCUGUGUGAUUUAGUCUACACUUUCUUCCAUCCGUCUCUUCGAGAUGAAAAAGAUGCCCAUCUUGCCCACAAAAGCGUCAAACUCAAAAAUGAUGACUCCAAGACGGCUACUGAGCCAACCUUUGCCCGCGGCGAGAUCUCCGGAAAGGUCAAGCUGGCCAUACACUACAAGAGCCACGCCCUAUUAAUUAUGGUCAGGCACGCCGUUGACCUCUUGGCUCUGGACAAGGGUCAACCCGACCCAUACAUCAAGAUUUACCUACUCCCAGAUCCGCACAAACAGACUAAGAGGAAGACUCGGAUUCAGAAGAAGACCUCCAACCCAACUUACAAUGAAAUGCUUGUGUAUAAUCUUCCAUGGUCCGAGGUCUUGAAUCGAACCAUCCGGUUAACAGCCUGGGACUCUGACUACCUCAAGGAGAACAACUUUCUUGGAGGGAUUGACAUACCGGUCUCAAGCCUGGACCUUAGCGUUGAGACUGUGGGCUGGUACAAACUUGGAAACCUAACAUAGACGACGAACAGUGACUGCUAAAGUGAUUGAAGUAAGCAUAGUUUGACCAUAGAGAAAGGACCACAGAAGGAGGCAGAAUGAAAAAACAAAACAUAGACCGUCGAAAAUUGCAUUUACUGCCAGCUGAUCUUCCAUAGGAUGUUUGCCUUUGUAUAUAAUGAUCGUCGCGCUGGAUGGGUAACCGACAGCCUGGUUGAAAACAUUUUCGCUGCUGUCAAACCAUGGGUAUAUCAAAGAUUGAAUGUUCAUAUCAUAAAACGAUUGCCUAAGGAUUCCUUUACUCAGAAAGGAACAUGUUGCCUUGGAUCAGACGAAUUGGUCUAUGAAAAGUGUUUGAAACCGUUUGUUAAG